UUACGCAGCGGCUGCGUCUCGCGGUUGGAGCGAGGAGGCUGGUGAUUGGCCCUCGCGGCCCGUGACGCGGGAGCGUUCCCUGCUCGAAGAGGAGGUGGUUGUUUUCGGCGUUGGGCCUUACGCGAGGCCCCGGCUUGAGGCCUACGCGGAAGGCUCUGAACUAGAAAGAAAAUGUCGCUGUAUGAUGAUUUGGGAGUGGAGACCAGUGAUUCCAAAACAGAAGGCUGGUCCAAGAACUUCAAACUCCUGCAGUCUCAGUUGCAAGUGAAGAAGGCAGCUCUCACCCAAGCAAAGAGUCAGAGAACAAAGCAAACCACAGUGCUUGCUCCUGUGAUUGACCUGAAAAGAGGCAAUGCUUCUGAUGAGCGACAAAUCGUAGACACUCCACCACAUGUGGCAGCUGGCCUGAAGGAUCCUGUUCCCAGUGGCUUUUCUGCUGGAGAUGUAUUAAUUCCUUUAGCUGAUGAGUAUGAUCCUAUGUUCCCCAAUGAUUAUGAGAAAGUAGUAAAGCGCCAGCGGGAAGAGCGGCAACGGCAACGAGAAUUGGAGAGGCAGAAGGAGAUUGAAGAAAGAGAGAAGAGGCGCAAAGACAGACAUGAGGCGAGUGGAUUUUCCAGACGGCCUGAUCCAGAUUCUGAUGAAGACGAAGAUUAUGAAAGGGAGAGACGGAAAAGAAGCAUGGGAGGAGCUGCUAUCGCACCGCCUACGUCUCUGGUUGAGAAGGACAAAGAACCCAGUUCAUCAUUCCCCUAUGAGGAGGAGUCGAGGCCACGUGGUUCAUCAUCCAAAGCAGCCAUUCCGCCCCCCAUGUAUGAUGAGCCUGAGAGACCGCGAUCCCCAACUGGGCCCAGCAAUUCCUUCCUGGCUAAUAUGGGAGGCACGGUGGCACACAAGAUUAUGCAGAAAUACGGCUUCCGAGAAGGCCAAGGUCUUGGGAAGCAUGAACAGGGCUUGAGCACUGCCUUGUCAGUGGAGAAAACAAGCAAAAGGGGCGGCAAAAUCAUUGUUGGUGACGUUGCUGAUAAAGACUCAUCCAAGAAAUCUGAUUCAAAUCCUUUAACAGAGAUAUUAAAGUGCCCAACCAAAGUGGUUCUGCUACGGAAUAUGGUUGGAGCUGGGGAAGUUGAUGAAGACCUGGAAGGUGAAACCAAGGAAGAAUGUGAAAAAUAUGGCAAAGUUGGAAAGUGUGUCAUCUUUGAGUGUUUAAUGAGUAUAUUUUGCAUUUUGAAUCUAGCGGUUGUUGACUUGAAUGGAAGAUACUUUGGAGGACGGGUGGUGAAGGCAUGUUUCUACAACCUGGACAAAUUCAGAGUCUUGGAUCUUGCGGAGCAAGUCUGAUUUCUUUCCUCCCCCACUUCCCCCAAAGGACUGAACAUGGAUGCAUUGUAUCAGCAUCUCAGAGUUUUCAACGGCAUGGUGGGAACGCAGCAAAUGAUGGCAUCCUUUCCAGCAAAUUGGAAACCAGCCCAAGUGGCUUUUUUAUGUUCAUUAUGAGGGACACAAUUUAUUUUCAUUGUAGUAUAAAAUUCCUUAAAAGAUA
Molecule: messenger RNA, 1540 nt
Organism: Sceloporus undulatus (fence lizard)
Lineage: Eukaryota; Metazoa; Chordata; Lepidosauria; Squamata; Phrynosomatidae
Gene: RBM17
Product: RNA binding motif protein 17
Exons: 11
Coding region: 172-1338 (388 amino acids)
Biological process (GO): mRNA cis splicing, via spliceosome; alternative mRNA splicing, via spliceosome
Cellular component (GO): precatalytic spliceosome
Molecular function (GO): nucleic acid binding
Source: RefSeq, a predicted model, not a curated record